Molecule: messenger RNA, 2180 nt
Organism: Solenopsis invicta (red fire ant)
Lineage: Eukaryota; Metazoa; Arthropoda; Insecta; Hymenoptera; Formicidae
Gene: Hinfp
Product: histone H4 transcription factor
Exons: 5
Coding region: 38-1693 (551 amino acids)
Biological process (GO): anatomical structure development; regulation of transcription by RNA polymerase II
Molecular function (GO): RNA polymerase II cis-regulatory region sequence-specific DNA binding; DNA-binding transcription factor activity, RNA polymerase II-specific
Source: RefSeq, a predicted model, not a curated record
ACACGAGGUUUGCCAGAUUUGCUGUCCUCGCGUUACAAUGGCGGAUCCAGAGAUGCUGAUGGCAAACAAGGUACUGCAGGAUAGAUGCAGCACAUGGGUUGAAUCGCAGAAGGAUCAUUCCUAUUCCGAGGAGCAGAGCCUCAAGCGUAAGCUUGAGGAGUUUGAGUAUGAUGAUUGGUACAACACGGAUUCGGAAUUCGACUCCGUCUCGGAAUGCGGCGGAAAGAAACGUAAGGUCGGAACGCAGCUGAAGGAUGAGGUGUUGAACCUGGCCUGUGAGUGGAAGACAUGCACAUUUCGCAGCAAUUACUUGGAUCAAUUUUUAAGACACGUUUCGAGUCACAUACCGAGCGUACAGAUCAGCAUGAAAGACGACAAUGAGGUUUACGUGUGUCAGUGGAAAGACUGUCCAUAUAACAGUGAUGCAUCUGACGAAAUAAUACGGCAUAUCAAUUAUCACAGCUAUCACACCAAGCUGAAGUGUAUCGGAUCUAAUGUUCGUGGAAGAACCAAGUUGCCAAAAUGUCACAGGGACCCAGAGUGGAAGAACAUCAUAGAUUCUCCACCUCCACAUAUAUGCAGGUGGGAGGAGUGCUUGAAAUUGUUCACAAAUUAUCAGAUGUACUUGUAUCAUGUUUCCAUACAUAUGAAAGACUGCCCGCGUGGUAACAAAGUCAAAGACGGGGUCGAGUGCAAGUGGACUGGAUGUAAUAGCAAAUAUCCCAGCUUGUACAAACUGCGAGAUCACGUAAGAUGUCAUACUAAAGAGAAAAUAGUCGCCUGCCCGAACUGUGGUGUCACGUUCGCUUCUAAGACGAAAUUCCACAUACAUUGCCAGCGACAGAUUCCCUUGGAGGUGCAGGGAUUCCGUUGUUCCCAUUGCAACAAGUUUUAUCCGACCGAAAGUAUCUUGCGCGAUCACAUGAGAGCCCAUGUGUUCAAUUACAAAUGCACCCUGUGCGACAUGAGCUGCGAGUCGCCGGCGAGUUUGGCGAAACACGUUAGAUACCGUCACAUAUCGACCAGGACGUUUCUAUGUCAGUUGUGCUCGCACGCUGCCAAGUCGCAACAGGAUCUCGAUUCUCACAUGACUGUUCAUACUAAUGGACCGAACUUUUCGUGUCAUUUUGAGGGCUGUCCUUAUACGUGUAAGGGCGCUUACGCCUUGGACAGGCACGUAGAACGAGUACACAGUUUAGCGGUGCGAUGGUACUGUUGCCACGAAUGCCCCAUUAAAUAUCGGAAGAGUUACAGGCUGACAAAACACCUUAUAGAAGCCCAUCAAUUGCAAUUGCCCAGUGGACACAAACGUUUCCACUAUACGCAAGACGAAGACGGGUGUUAUAGGCUCCAGAUGGUCCGAUAUGAAGCUGUGGACGAAGAAAACGUGUCGCCCGUCGAAGAAGCGAACUUGCCAGAUAAGACAUACAAAAUAGAGCUAAGUCAAGCUACCUCAGUGACGAAAGUAAAAAUUGUUGAAGAUAACGCGGAAAAAGAAGUGGAAGCUGUACAGGAUUCACAAGAGGAAAGGGCCGAGAAUGGCGGUGACAAGUCCAUACCUGUGAUAUCUAAUAUUUUAUUAUCUAUCGAUGAAGUAGACGAAAAAGGAAAUAUUAUAAAGCGGGAAGUCGUCGAAAUACAAGAAACAAAGGAGUUACCGCAAUCAGGAGAACCACUACUAAUUUUAACAUGAGUUUGAUAUAUAUUUUUUUUAGUAGGGAAGGUAUUUCUUGAUACACAUUUAUAUAUUAUUAUAUUAUAAUGUAUAUGCUGCAAUUUUAUAUUUAUAUGGAUGUAUCUUACACGUUUAUUGCUUUAAUUAAUUUUUUUUAACAGAUAUGCAAUAAACAUUUAUUUGCAGCUUUGCUAGGUUUACUUUGUAAAAAUUUACUUCUAUCUCGAAAAAAUUAUGUUUUCAGGCAUAAUUCACGGAGCAAAAAUUUUGUACAUAAAAUGUGUCAUGUAACAAAUUGAAAGUUUAUUUUUACAAAAUGUUUUUGUUAGGAUAACUUUGUCUCGACUUAUAUUCGAGUUUACAUAGUUUACAGAGCAUUGCGUAAAAUUUAAAAUUAAGGAAAUCCACAAUUAUCUGUAAUAUUGUACAAAACAAGAUUGUGUCACCAUCAUGAUGCCUACAGUUAUAAAAAUAAUAAAUUACCUGGCACCCUUGUAACAUUAUA